Anopheles marshallii is the source of this 639-nucleotide messenger RNA. RefSeq names its product synaptosomal-associated protein 25 (gene Snap25). The record is from RefSeq and is a predicted model, not a curated record. Gene Ontology annotation, biological process: synaptic vesicle fusion to presynaptic active zone membrane; exocytosis; synaptic vesicle priming. Lineage: Eukaryota; Metazoa; Arthropoda; Insecta; Diptera; Culicidae. Gene Ontology annotation, cellular component: plasma membrane; SNARE complex. Gene Ontology annotation, molecular function: SNAP receptor activity; syntaxin binding. The transcript has 7 exons. The coding region runs from base 1 to 639 and encodes 212 amino acids.
AUGCCGGCAGCAGCACCCCCGGAAAAUGGUGCGGGCGUACCAAAAACCGAGCUGCAGGAGCUCCAAAUUAAACAGCAGCAGGUGGUCGAUGAGUCCUUGGACAGUACCCGCCGUAUGCUGGCACUAUGUGAGGAGAGCACUGAGGUGGGAAUGCGAACCAUCGUAAUGCUGGAUGAACAAGGAGAACAAUUGGACCGAAUCGAGGAGGGCAUGGACCAGAUCAAUGCCGACAUGCGUGAAGCUGAGAAGAAUCUGAGUGGCAUGGAAAAAUGCUGUGGUAUCUGUGUCUUACCGUGCAACAAAAGCGCAUCCUUUAAAGAGGACGAUGGUACCUGGAAGGGCAAUGAUGACGGUAAGGUGGUGAACAAUCAGCCCCAGCGAGUAAUGGACGAUCGCAAUGGAUUGGGCCCGCAGGCUGGUUACAUCGGCAGGAUCACGAACGAUGCCCGGGAAGAUGAAAUGGAGGAGAACAUGGGUCAGGUGAACACGAUGAUCGGUAAUCUGCGAAACAUGGCGCUCGAUAUGGGCUCCGAGCUGGAGAAUCAGAACAGACAGAUCGACAGAAUCAAUCGCAAGGGAGAAUCCAACGCCACCAGGAUAGCAGCGGCCAACGAACGGGCUCACGAUCUGCUGAAAUAA